Molecule: messenger RNA, 1427 nt
Organism: Calypte anna (Anna's hummingbird)
Lineage: Eukaryota; Metazoa; Chordata; Aves; Apodiformes; Trochilidae
Gene: PAWR
Product: pro-apoptotic WT1 regulator
Exons: 6
Coding region: 120-1103 (327 amino acids)
Biological process (GO): positive regulation of apoptotic process; apoptotic process
Cellular component (GO): cytoplasm
Source: RefSeq, a predicted model, not a curated record
CCCGCCCCGCCGGGACCUCUCCUCUCCGGGCGGCAGCAGAGCCGCCUCAGGGCGAGCGGCGGCAGAGGUCCUGGUGGUGGUGGCUGUGGUGCGCUCUCGCUGUCCAGCCCGCCGGGAACAUGGCGACCGGCGGCUACCGCAGCGCCGGGGGCAGCACUACGGACUUUUUGGAGGAGUGGAAAGCCAAGCGGGAGAAGAUGAGGGCGAAGCAGGCGCCGCCGACCCUGGGAGCGACCGCCGGGGUGGAGGCCAGGCCGGCAGGGGGUGCCUCCUCCGCCGAGCUGAACAACAACAACCUGACCCCGGGGGGCCCGGCCGCCCCUUCCGACCGAGCGGCUCCCCCAGCCGGCGGGGCAGUCCACAGCGCCGCCGUGGGCCGGGCCGCUCCCGCCAAGGAGUCGCCGCCGGUCCUCGCCGGCGGCCGGGGGUCAGAGCCUGCCGCCAAGCCCCCUCCGGGCUCCCCCGAGGGCGAGGAGAAGCUGACCGCCAAGGGAAAGAGUUCCGGCCCCAGCGCCAGGAAGGGGAAGGGGCAGAUCGAGAAGAGGAAACUGAGGGAGAAAAGGAGGUCGACAGGUGUGGUGAACAUCCCGGCCGCCGAGAGCCUUGAUGAAUAUGAAGAUGACGAAGCAGGGCAGAAGGAGCGGAAGAAGGAGGAUGCUAUUACCCAACAGAAUACAGUACAAAAUGAGAGUGCCAGUGCAGAUACCUCUGUCUCAUACUUACUACAGGACUCCUCCAGGAUGGUUUCAAGCAGGUAUAAAAGCACAGCUAAUGCACCAGAAGAUGAUGCUCCAAAUAGAUAUUCCCGAACAGACAGGACAGCUUACAGCAGAUACAGCAGGGAUGCAAAUUCUUCUGGCAGUUCUGUACCAAAUAAUGCUUUGGAAAACAAGAUUGAGGAACUUGAAAGGGAACUUGCAAAGGAGAGACAAGAAAAUGCAAGAUUAAUGAAGAUGACCCAGGACAAGGAGGAACUAAUUGGGAAGCUGAAGGAAGAAAUUGAUUUAUUAAACAGAGACCUAGAUGAUAUAGAAGAUGAAAAUGAACAAUUGAAGCAAGAAAAUAAAACUCUCUUAAAAGUUGUUGGACAGCUGACAAGGUAGAAGAUUCAAGCCUCAAUGAGGAAAGAUUUAUAGACUACUGAUUGAACAUUAAGGUCAAUAUAGUAAAACUUCCUGUGUUGCAGUAUGUUAUAGUAACUGUCUUUAUAUUUAUUGUUAGGAAACCAGAUGAAUGUUUAUUUUCAUAGUACUUUCUUCAGUCAUUGAAAUGGCAUCAAGCUUGAGGUAUAUUUUUGGCUUUCUUUUCACAUAAGUAUAAUUUUUGUACAUAUUUCAAAAUACUACAUUCAAAAGUGUUUGGUAUUGUAUCUUCAGAUUACAUCUGGAUAAAUUACAAUAAUUUAGAAUUCAUAGCUCCAAGGUCAC